AUAAUUCUGAGAAGUAUAAAUAAUGUUUGAUAUUUAAUAGAUAUUUAAAACGAAUGCUUAUUUCAACUAUAGAAAAGGUUUUACAAAAAGAAAAAAAAAAUGAAAGUAUUUUGUUUGAUAUUACUCGUAACAUAUGUGGACAAAUUAGAAGCAGCUGGUUUGUGUUCUGGCCAAAAAAUGUGUCCAGAAUGUAAUGACACAAUAGUUGAUAAAGAAUUUCCUAUGUGUCUAACUUGUAUUUCUAAAGAUUCAGUUAUUAAAGAUAUACUCUCCAACGAUAAUUCAGACAAUUACGAAUGGAAUAAGUAUUUAAAUGAUCGUGUCGGUGAUGUUAUUAAUAUGAAUCCGUACAAACCUUUACCAACCUUAUCUCCUAUGAAAAACAAAUCUUCAUCAAGUAAGUGCAUAAAAUGUAAUAGUUUCAAAAAAUAUGAGAAUACGUGUGAAGAGUGUUUAAUAGAUGAUCAAAAAAAUCAAAAAAACAUUCAAAACCCAAGAUAUAAAAAUGAUAAUAAAUAGUUUAAGGCUAUUUCAUUAUUACAAAUUAUAUAUUUUGUAUCAUAAACAUUAUAAUCAUUGAUUUAUUAUAGUGUUUGUAUUUAAUCAAUAUUAUAAAUAAACUUUAAACGAUUGCUGUAAGUUCUUA
Messenger RNA from Daktulosphaira vitifoliae (grape phylloxera), 646 nucleotides. RefSeq lists its product as uncharacterized. The record is from RefSeq and is a predicted model, not a curated record. The transcript is spliced from 6 exons. Lineage: Eukaryota; Metazoa; Arthropoda; Insecta; Hemiptera; Phylloxeridae. Bases 100 to 519 code for a protein of 139 amino acids.